Gryllus bimaculatus (two-spotted cricket) is the source of this 3447-nucleotide messenger RNA. NCBI's taxonomy places the organism in Eukaryota, Metazoa, Arthropoda, Insecta, Orthoptera, Gryllidae. The record is from the annotation of a GenBank genome assembly.
UCAGAAUGUAAAAGUUAAUCGAUUAAUGGAGCAGAUUAGUAAACCUGCUAUACCACGGAGGAAUACAGUUCCUGUAUGCCCAUACUCUCGGCUCUGGUUCCAGCCAGCCGCUUAUGACUAGUUUUCUAUUAAAACGCUCUGUACUAUAACCCUCUCCGGUCCAGCCGAGUUGCGCUGCGCGCAAAGAGUUGGCGGUAAACGCGAAUAUGUAGUGAGGUUUAUAGGUGCAGUGGAUGCAGCUCUGUUGCAGUUAAAGUUAACGUGGCCGCUUGGGGAGGCUGCGUAUAAAACAACGGGUGUUAUUUAGAAUUGUGGUUGAUAUUGCUCGAGAAAGUUGAAGUUGAUUGUUACAAUGGCUGAAUUGCCGUGUGUCAACGUGCUGGUUUCUCGUACAGAUGAGUAUUUCAGAUGUAAAUCCGAUUCAAUUUCAGAGAUGCUCUUGAAGUAUCUCGAGGAUUUGUCCUCUCAUCAAGAUAUUAUUCUAUAUGAUCAUGUUAGCAGAGAUGCCAACAAAUUAUACGUGUCUCUUCAUCAACUUAUAUCAAAUUUAGAACCAAACUCUAGAGUAUUGUGGGCUGCAGUCAAAGUAUUUGAGAAAUUAUGCUGUGAUAUGUUUUUUCACAAUGCUUUGGUACCCAAUCAUAAAUUUAUUGCUCCUAUUGCUGAGUUACUGGUUACAAAUUUGACACUUGACCAGAAGCUGUGUGUGUUGAGAAUCUUGCUGGUAUUGACAAAGCCAAUGGAUAUCUUAGAAAGGGAACCCUCUUUGCGAAUUAUAACUUCAAAAUUAAUAGAAUAUAUAAUGACUGAUGAAAUGGAUGUUGUUAGGUUGUCAUUGAUGGCUCUUGUUAAUAUCUGUCGCAGUAAUUCUUCUGUCAUUUAUAAUCUGAAAAGCUGCAUUACAGGAAGAUUUUUUCGGGCUCUUAUGAAUAUUCAAGAUGAUAGAAUCUGUACUAAAAUACAGAUGUUGCAAUUGCUAUUUUUACUUGAGCCAAUCUCCUUGGCUGUAGAUGGCCCACCUGAUAUAUCAAAAACUGUAAUUGAUAUAACUUUCUCAACCAUGGUUGACGCUUGUAACACUGGGGAACUCUUACUUCUGAGUGAGAUUGCACAAUUUUUUGAGGAACUUACAUUCCUUCCCACCUAUGUUGAUUUUCUUCGUAAUUAUCAGAGGUGCCCAGAAUACACGGAAAAUAUUAUACAGUUAAUGAGAGGAAGUGAUUUGGAAAAUGUGGGUAUACUCCUUGAUUUCAUAAAAGCCCUAUUGUCUGUGAAUAUUCCUGCACUUCUUCCAUUAUAUCCACAAAUUGUGGAAGAAAUUUUGCCAUGGAUUGAAAAUGACACUGUGUGCACAAAAGUUCUUCGUAUAUUGAAAAUCGUAGUUCUGAAUAUGGAAAAUGAUAUGUUAGUGUACAACAGCAUCAUUAACUUACUGGAUGAGUGUCUUCCGUGUGUAGUUCGGCUCUACAAUAGUGCCAGAGAAGUUUCUGUGAAUGGAGAGUGUUUCAUUGAUGUUUUACAAUUAUUUCAAGAAAUAUUUAAAUUUGAGCAAAUGAAAAGCAAAAUUGCUCAAGUAGUGAAGUUGCAGCAUAUGGAAGAUGUGUUUGAUGUUAUUCCAACAGUUUAUGAAGAAUCUAAAUGUUGUAAAAGUAUAUUGUUGUGUACCAGUGCAUUGACAUUACUUUCAAGUCUUGCCCAAUAUGAUAUGGCUUAUCUUCAUUUGCAUGAUAAACUGUGUUCCUCCUUUGAUAUACAAAGGAUUCUUGCUGCAGGCCUUUGUGAAGAUCAGACAAGAAUUCAAGUCUUAAAACAUGCCCGUGCUCUUCCCGAAGACAGCCUCGCAGGUUUGGCCAGAAUACUGUCAGGAAAUUCAUCAAUGCAAAUUCAAUCUAUGGAAACCAGUACGAAUAGUACUUCAAGUUUUACAAAUAAUGCGACUUUGAAUUUAACAAAAGGUGGACAUGUUGAUGAGCUUGUAAAAGAUGCAGUGCAGAAACUGGAUAAAAAGGAGAUUAAGAGUCUUACUGUAUCAUCUGUGAUGUCAUUAUUUGAAUACAAAGUUGCUGCUGCCUCACAUUCUGAACAGAAUUUGUAUUCCAACCUUGAGUUAGCCCAAAAUCAUUGCACUGAAUUGCAGCAGACAAUAAUGGAGAUGGAUACUCGUGUUCAACAGAUGCGUGAGCUGCUUCUCAAGAAUCAGCAAUGUGCUGAGAUUCUAAAUGUAGAAUUACAAGAGUUAACACACAUUAAAGAAGUAGACCGUGUUAAUUAUAAAAACAAUGUAAAGAAAUAUCAACAGGACUUGACUGACAAGGAAAAAAUGCUCAGAAGAAAACAAUUUGAAUCUGAAUCUUUGAAAGAUAAAUUAAAGUCCAUCCUUGAAUCAAAGAGAAACCUUGAGAUAAAUUUAUCUGCAGUUCAAGAUGAAAUUGCUGCAACUACUAGUAUUACUAAUGAACAUUCUGUGCAAAUGUGUGCUCUGGAACGAAAACUAAAAGAAACUGAUUCUUUUUAUAAUGAUCUGAGUGAAAAAUUUGAACUUCUGGACGAAGCCCAAGAGAAAAGCAAGAGCAUCCUAACAGAGCGUGAAGCUGAAGCUGCUAAUCUCAGGAAAGAAAAUACUUCUCUAGAAAGGGUAUGUGUUUAUGUUGUUAGCCCAUCUAAAAUUGUAAAUUCCUCUGAGAGAAACAUUUUCUUGAAAAUGUUAAAAAUUAUGUCAAAAACACAGUGCUACCUGAAAACUUGCAUUCAGAUAUGAAUGAUAUCAAGAAAUUAAGAAAUUGCGAGAAGAAUUGUCGGAUCUGAAGCGUAUCAGAGAUCUUAUAGCCGAUAUAUCAAGUGGGAAGAAAGGGAAGUGAAUGAAACAUAGCAUCUUUUUAGUUGUGUGUAUGAUAAAUAUAUAUUUUUACUUGUCAUAAUAAACUUGCCUUUGUAUUGGUAAGAUGAAACGAUGUUGAUAUUGAGUUAUUAAAACAAUUGUCUUAAAAAAUAAAUUAUAUUUACUGUACAUGCUCAGAGCACUGAAAAAGCCAAAUUUUUGUAUCAUUCAGAAUUUUGGAACUUGUAUUUUAAUGGAAGAUUAUAGAAACUAGUAUAAAUAUAUUUUUGUUAAAGUAAUUUUUGGUACAUUAAUGUAACAGACUUCAUUGCCUUGUGUAUAAGGAAUCGUGGAUAACAAAAGACCUCUUUGACAACAGUUAUUAUGAAGUGCCAAAAGUUGAAGGAUUAGCCCUCUUGACUUACCAGGCAUUUACCUGACAACACAAGAUCAGUAAUGGCCAAUUGGUCAAAAGGGCCUUUGCCCUUCUAUUAAAGGUAGAAGGUUGCCUCUUGCAUUGUGUUUGAUGUAUGUUUAGUAAUCUGAUGAUUGAUGUCAAUAAACUGAUAAAUUUUAUGUAACAAAGAUAAAUGUGCCAAUAAAUUUAAAAAAUAACUUUCUUCCUUGUA